UCCGCGACGCCGGACGAUGCGACGGGGUUCGGAGUCACCUUGCCCCGUUAGCUUCCGCUCUAUAAAAAAACACCGCUCCGAGACAAGACAGGCCGUUGUGGUUGAACCUUUGCCGGGAGAGACAGCAUUUCGAAGCGGCACCUGGGGGACCAGCAGCGCGGUAGAAUGGCGGACACCAAACCCAAGACCUCUCCGAAGGCAAUCAAGUUCCUGUUCGGGGGGCUAGCUGGGAUGGGAGCUACAGUGUUCGUUCAGCCUCUGGACCUGGUGAAGAACCGGAUGCAGCUCAGUGGCCAGGGUUCCAAAGCCAGAGAAUACAAGACCAGCUUCCACGCUCUGGUCUCCAUCCUGAAGAACGAGGGGGUUGGGGGUAUCUACACCGGCUUGUCCGCAGGGCUGCUACGUCAGGCCACCUACACCACCACCAGGUUAGGGAUCUACACCAUCCUCUUUGAGAAGAUGACCAGACCAGAUGGUACUCCACCCAGCUUCAUCAUGAAGGCCCUGAUCGGUAUGACCGCGGGAGCGAUCGGUGCCUUCGUCGGGACGCCGGCUGAGGUGGCGCUGAUCCGCAUGACUGCCGACGGACGUCUCCCUGCAGACCAGAAGAGAGGGUACAGUAACGUCUUCAACGCCUUGGCCCGGAUCACCAAGGAGGAGGGAGUCACCACUCUAUGGAGGGGCUGUGUUCCCACCAUGGCCAGGGCGGUAGUGGUGAAUGCUGCUCAACUGGCCUCCUACUCUCAAACCAAACAGGGUCUGCUAGACUCAGGUUAUUUUGGUGAUGAUAUUUUGUGUCAUUUCUGCGCCAGUAUGAUCAGCGGUUUAGUGACCACAGCUGCCUCCAUGCCUGUCGACAUCGUCAAGACCAGGAUUCAGAGUAUGAGGAUGAUCGAUGGAAAGCCAGAGUAUAAGAAUGGUUUGGAGGUGCUUGGCAAGGUGAUCCGCAACGAGGGCUUCUUCUCCCUGUGGAAGGGCUUCACGCCGUACUACGCCCGCCUGGGCCCCCACACGGUGCUCACCUUCAUCUUCCUGGAGCAGAUGAACAAGCUCUACAAGCAACACGUCCUGGAGCGCUAACCUGCUCACACACUCACUCUUGAGUCACACUCACUCACACAGACACACACGCACGCACACUCCCUUGCUGUAGGAAUCAUGCCGUGUAUUUUUUUGUAAACUACUAACGAUUAACUCAUGACCUCACCUGAUGUCAUGGGACAGUUCCGUAUCUAUGGUUACUGCGGGGAUGGAGUAAUAAAAUUCAGUUGUGAGCCUUUAAUCGGUCGUUCCUUGUGUUCCUUACUUGUGUCAUGUAUAUUAUUAUUUUAUUAUCAAUAUAAUUAUUAUUUUAUUUGUCACGGCAUAUUUUCCUCCAGAUUAUGAAUUUGACAACACUGUGGUUGUGGACCACCAGUUUGGACAAUCCCUACAGCCCCCAUUCCCCGGAAUGGCUGAUCUUGGGUCUCAAGUUCACAAACAAAAGGAUGGCUUCUCCCCGCAAAUUAAUAACAUAAGUUGUUCAACUACAAAUGUUCCACUUUUAUAAUUCUUAUUAUUCUAGUGAGGCCACUGUGUGAUGAAGGUGUGAAAGUGGUGCAAGGGGUGUGGUAAAAAGACUAUACCUCUGCCACGUUUAGCCUAGGACAUUCCUGUUGUCGACCUGAUUUAUCCCGUAGUAUCGGCCACCGUCACCUCAAAUCAAAAAUAAAUAUUCCUUCCUUCAGGAACACA
This is a messenger RNA of Gadus chalcogrammus (walleye pollock), 1734 nucleotides long. RefSeq names its product solute carrier family 25 member 11 (gene slc25a11). Gene Ontology annotation, molecular function: malate transmembrane transporter activity; antiporter activity; oxaloacetate transmembrane transporter activity. The record is from RefSeq and is a predicted model, not a curated record. Lineage: Eukaryota; Metazoa; Chordata; Actinopteri; Gadiformes; Gadidae. Gene Ontology annotation, cellular component: mitochondrial membrane. The coding region runs from base 166 to 1080 and encodes 304 amino acids. The transcript is spliced from 9 exons. Gene Ontology annotation, biological process: thiosulfate transport; mitochondrial transport; succinate transmembrane transport.